GACUGUCAGAAUUUGUUUAUUUUUCUCAAUUUUGCGAUUAUAAAUUAAAAGCUCUUGAAUAUACGAAAUUAAUUUAAAAGGUAAAGUGCUAUUCGUAUGCUAUUUAGUAUAAAAAAUAAUUAAUAAUGGAUUCUGAUACAGAUUCAUUGGAGAGAACUGUAGAAAACGAUCAAUCGGUUCGUACUAUGGAAAGUAUCAAAAGUGAACCAGAAGAUCCAUUGGAAGGAAGUAGUUGUAAUUUAGAAGUUUCUUUGAAGGUGGAGACGAACGAAGAAGACGAUGAUGAAGAAUAUAACACUAUGGCUCUAUUAGAACUAGCCCAAUGUGUACAAACAAACCAUGACCCAAUAGAGUUUGACUCAACGGAAGCUGCGGUCAACCCGAAGACGGGUCUGAUGAUGUGUUUGCUUUGCUUCGAGGAUGUGGACAGCAAUCUGUUAGCGGACCACAUGGUUAAUGCUCACAGUUAUCGGAGAUUGCAACUUAAAUGCAGAAUUUGUGAUACUACCUUCCAGGAAAGGAAAGUGUUAAUAAUCCAUCGUCAGGAAUGUCAACCGCCAGUUAAAAAGGCGAAACGUCGAACAUUCCAGCAAAUCAUGCGAGAAGUUGAAAGCAGUCUUGAUACAAACAUUUACGAUAUGGUCACUUGUCCCAUAUGUGUGUUGGAAAUGGCGAAAUAUACAUUAAAAGAACAUUUAAUUAAUGCCCAUAGUAAUCCAGAUAUGGUGCUAACUUGUGCUAAGUGUAAUAAGAAUUUUAAAUCA
Molecule: messenger RNA, 764 nt
Organism: Papilio polytes (common Mormon)
Lineage: Eukaryota; Metazoa; Arthropoda; Insecta; Lepidoptera; Papilionidae
Exons: 3
Source: RefSeq, a predicted model, not a curated record